Manacus vitellinus (golden-collared manakin) is the source of this 1190-nucleotide messenger RNA. RefSeq names its product diablo IAP-binding mitochondrial protein (gene DIABLO). The annotation marks the transcript as partial. Lineage: Eukaryota; Metazoa; Chordata; Aves; Passeriformes; Pipridae. The record is from RefSeq and is a predicted model, not a curated record. Gene Ontology annotation, cellular component: mitochondrion. The transcript has 6 exons. Gene Ontology annotation, biological process: intrinsic apoptotic signaling pathway in response to oxidative stress; neuron apoptotic process.
CCCCCGCCCCGCCGGCCGCCGCCCCCGGUGACGUCACCGCGCGCGCGGCGGGCGGCCCAAGAUGGCGGCGGCGGCGGGUGGCUGCGGAGCUGCUGCUCCGUCCUCAGGCACGCUUUCCCAGUCCUGGCCAGCGUGAGGAGACGAGGCCUCUCGGGUGCCAGCGGCCGGUGGCACCAGGCCCUGGGGCUGGGGGUGGCCCUGUGUGCUGUCCCUGUUGUGGAGCAGCAGGGAUCAGUGUCCCUCAGUAACGAUGCCCUGAUCAGAAGAGCCGUGUCCCUGGUGACAGACAGCACGGCCACCCUGCUGUCCCAGACCACCUACGCCCUCAUCGAGGCACUCACAGAGUACACAAAGGCAGUUUAUACCCUGGUGUCUCUCUACAAGCAAUACUCAAAUCUUCUUGGGAAGAUGAACUCAGAGGAGGUGGAUGCAGUGUGGCAGGUGGUCAUAGGAGCCAGAGUUGAUGUGAAGACAAAGCAGCAGGAAUACCUGAGGCUGGAGUCCAGCUGGAUGACGGCGCUGCGCCUGUCGGAGAUGGCAGCAGAGGCUGCCUAUCAGUCAGGAGCAGACCAGGCCUCGGUGACAGCCCGCAGCCACAUCCAGCUUGUGAAGUCACAGGUACAAGAAGUGAAGCAGCUGUCCCAGAAAGCAGAGACCAAAUUAGCUGAAGCUCAAACAGAGGAGCUCAUAAAAGCUCAAGGAGAGGAAUCUUCGUCGCCACAGGGUAUUUUAGGAAAUAUAGAUGCAGGUGAUGACCCUUACCUUCGGGAGGACUGAACAGAACUGAACUGUAGCAUAUCUGGGAGUCAAUCACAAAUUGAACAGUCCCAAACUUUUGUGUGGGAUAGUCUAAAACUGCUGAAAUAAGCCCGUGAUUCCAUUUUUUUCCCCAAGCAGGAUUGCUGUAGAAAUCAAGUCACUUCCAGGUAUUUGGAAGGCCUCCAUUUUGUUUGUAAUUUACCUUGUUUGUCACACUUUUGGAUUCAUUUAUUUAAACGUUUAUCUAUGCAAAUGUGAAGACUGCUAUCAAGGACAGCCCAGUGUUAAUUGUGUCUCUGCUGGGAAGUUUGAUGUGUCUGUGGGAGCUCAUUAGGGAUCAGCCAAAGAAGUGUAUUUAAAGAACCUUGUUUUUAACCUGUGAAGUAAAUGAUGUGUGUGAGGAGAUGCCUUUAUUAAACUGUGCAAAAGCA